Molecule: messenger RNA, 1440 nt
Organism: Aspergillus glaucus CBS 516.65
Lineage: Eukaryota; Fungi; Ascomycota; Eurotiomycetes; Eurotiales; Aspergillaceae
Product: RNA-binding protein
Exons: 7
Coding region: 59-1288 (409 amino acids)
Molecular function (GO): RNA binding
Source: RefSeq, a predicted model, not a curated record
UGGAUGACUUCCUAUUGUAACUUUUCUGCCGUAUCAGACCGGUCACUGCGAGAUAAUCAUGGCCAAAGUUUCUUCUCUUUUUCCUCUGGAACAGACUUACUAUCAGUCUCUGUCCAAAAUGUAUUUUCCACCUCAAGAUGUCAUGCCGCAAAGCCUCAAUACAGUUACUAUUUCCAAGCUGGAAUAUGAGAAUCUACUCCAAGCGUCGUAUCAAUUUGCAAAGCUAAAAGGCUCGCUUCUGAACGGGGGACUGUCGCAGGAAACCCUUGAUAUAUUGAUCUACGGUGCGCGAGCACAACCGAAGCCCCCGUCUCAGAAUAACGACCACAAUAACGAGAACGCUGCUGCACGACCCGCUGAAUCCAACGGACAUACCAACGGUUCGAAUCCUACAGAAACUGCGGCUCAUAUUCACAAGUACCAGGACGAUAAAGACACGAUCAAUGACUACAAAGUACCUGGUAGCUUUGACGAUUUUGAAGAAGAUGACGAGGAUGAGGACGAGGAGGAUGGCGUCAUUGUCUCGCCAAAUAGCAAAGAGAAAGUUUAUUCCGAGGAUAUCUCGAAAGGCGAACAAUCUUCUACUGGUCAGCGAACUGUUUUGAUCCGUAACCUACCAGAACGGGUCACUCAUGAAGACAUUACCGACGCCAUUAGGGGUGGUGCUCUUCUAUACAUCUACCUUCGAGCUCGCGACCAUUUUGCAAAUGUAUCUUUCGUUGACGAGAGUGCGGCAUACGCCUUUUUGCGUCAUACAAAGCUAAGCGGCCUUCAUGUGGCCGGUAAGCGCGUAGAUACAGCGUGGAGUGACCGUCAAUUCUACCUUCCUUCUUAUGUCAGAGCCAAAAUCAACGGAGGGGCUUCCCGGGUCCUGGUCAUCAACAACGUCAGCCCAUUUAUCACAGAAGAGUUGAUUCGGAGGGACCUUGACCAUAUUCAUAACCUCACUGUCAUCUCCGUCAAGUUCCAUCAUGGCAAUGCAUACAUCUCAACGAACUCCGUCCACAAUACUCUGUUUGCACGUACGUGUAUGAUGUCCCGCCGCACGUACAAGGGCAUGAGGAUUGCCUUUUACCCAGAUGAAUGUUCCGAACCCCUGGCCAAGAUCACGCCGAAGAAGGACAUGCAUCCAGCACCAACUAAGCCAGUUUCGCGCCCAAAUCGCUUCCAGCUUCUCUCCCUUAGUGGGACCGAGAACGAAGAAGAGGAUGAUUACGAGAAUAUCCACGAUGACUUGGACAGUCAUUCUUCAGUGAACGGCGGUGUCUGCUGGGCAGACAAAGUCUGACAACACUUGAACGGUAUGGGAGUGAUCUUCGUCUUAUGAUAUACCCUAUGUUAUGCUUUUUAGCUCUCCGCCACGGUCCCGCCAUGCUUUGGUCACUUGGCUUUGUAAUGUCUAUUUUAGGUCAGUUACGCAGUAGAAUGCAAUUAUACGAU